CAGCGCGCGCGCUUAAAAUAGACCCGGGGAGAUUGACGUUAAUUGAAAAUAAGAAAAACGCAAGAAGAGCCGCGCUCCGUUCACACGUCUUGACGGGGAAAAUGGUGCAUGUUGGAUGGUGAGAAUGUUGAGAAAUGAGAUUAUCCAGCACACGCUCGGAUGCGAUACCGACUAAGAGACUCGGCAGGUUUGUGGUAAAAGAGAAUUUGUUCUGGAAAAAUUAAUGGCUUCACCUUCUGAACUCAUCAACCAAUAAAAUGGAGUACUUGGCGGUGUACACCUCUCUGUGGAGAUGCCCACUGGAUCUACCUGCCUGUGUGGCGUGUGCAUAUUCUGUGCUUGUUUGAGUGCUAGAGUGUGAUUUUGUAAAACCAGCAAGUGUGUUUAAGUUAAAGAUUUUUUUAGUGUGAAUGUGAGUGUUUACUGUUAAGAGGGACCAUGUGGCUCACACAGUCAGCAGCUUAUCUGCCGCUUACCCACCUGCUCUGCCGACCUCUGAAAUUUACCCUGUCUUGGCUGUUUGUGUGGUUGAUGUGGUCAAUCUCCAUGGCAACAGCACUGACCUACCAGCCCACAGUAAACACAGCACUUGGCAGACUAAGGGGGAUGCGUGUUGCUGUGGCGACAGAGGGUCUAGGCCCUGUGGACCAGUACUUGGGUGUGCCCUACGCUGCCCCGCCCGUAGGAGAGAAACGAUUCAUGCCGCCCGAUGCUCCAUCAGCCUGGUCGGGUCUACGGAACGCCACCCGGUUCCCUCCCGUGUGCCCACAGACUGUCCGUAACGCAGUGCCCGACAUCAUGAUGCCUGUGUGGGCCACCUACAACCUUGACACGGUCGCUACAUACCUGCAAGAGCAGAGCGAGGACUGUCUGUACAUGAAUAUAUAUGUACCCACGCAAAGUGGCACUAAGAGAACAGGGGACAUGUCAGCUGACACAGAUCGCACAGAGGAUGAUGGGCUUCGGGAUUCUCGAGAUGACCCCCGUCCUGUGAUGUUGUUCAUUAAUGGUGGCUCUUACAUGGAGGGUACAGGGAACAUUAUGGAUGGCAGUGUGCUGGCCAGCUACGGCAACGUCAUUGUCAUAACCCUCAACUACAGGGUCGGAAUACUUGGAUUUUUAAGCACUGGUGAUCAGGCUGCUAAAGGGAAUUAUGGUCUCUUGGAUCAGAUUCAGGCCCUGCGUUGGAUCAGUAAGAACAUUGGAUAUUUUGGUGGCGAUCCUGGCCGUGUCACGGUGUUUGGCUCAGGAAUCGGAGCGUCCUGUGUCAGUUUGCUUACUCUUUCACACCAUUCCGAAGGUUUGUUCCACAGAGCAAUCAUUCAGAGUGGCUCAGCUCUGUCCAGUUGGUCAGUGAACUAUCAACCUGUGAAAUACACUCGUCUCCUUGCAGAGCGUGUUGGCUGUAAUGUCCUUGACACGCAUGACCUGGUCCUCUGCAUGCAGAAACGUAGCUACAGGGAGUUGGUGGAACAGGAAAUUCAGCCAGCGCGCUUCCAUGUGGCCUUUGGGCCUGUGAUUGAUGGUGACCUCAUCCCUGAUGACCCUGAAGUACUCAUGGAGCAGGGGGAGUUCCUUAACUAUGACAUCAUGUUGGGCGUCAACCAAGGAGAGGGUUUCCGCUUUGUAGAGGGUGUGGUGGAGCCAGAAGAGGGUGGAGUGUCUGGUUCGGAUUUUGACUUUGCAGUCUCCGAUUUUGUGGAUGGUCUAUACGGAUACCCAGAAGGAAAGGACACUCUGAGAGAGACCAUAAAGUUCAUGUACACAGACUGGGCUGACCGGGACAAUCCAGAAACUCGCCGCAAAACUCUGGUGGCCAUGUUUACGGAUCACCAGUGGGUGGAGCCAGCUGUGGUGACGGCAGACCUGCACGCACGCUAUGGUUCUCCAACCUUCUUCUAUGCGUUCUACCAUCACUGCCAGAGCCCCAUGAAACCACCAUGGGCUGAUUCUGCACACGGUGAUGAGCUGCCCUAUGUGUUUGGAAUUCCACUUAUUGGCCCGACAGAACUCUUUCCCUGCAACUUCUCCCGCAAUGACAUCAUGCUGAGUGCCGUUGUCAUGACCUACUGGACCAACUUUGCAAAAACCGGGGAUCCAAAUAAGCCAGUUCCUCAGGACACCAAGUUCAUCCAUACCAAGGCAAAUCGUUUUGAGGAAGUGACGUGGGCCAAAUACAGUCCCCAUGACCAGCUGUACCUGCACAUCGGGCUAAAACCACGUGUUCGGGAUCAUUAUCGUGCUACUAAAGUGGCCUUCUGGAAGCACCUGGUGCCUCACCUGUACAACCUGCAUGACAUGUUCCACUACACGUCGACCACCACAAGGGUUCCACCUCUUCUGACCACGCAUAGCUCUCAAAGCGCCACGCCCCGCCCCAACAAGGUCCGUACCCCUGGUAAACAGCCCCCCCAGUCCACAGCACGCAGUGGACCACUGGUCAUCGCCAACCCGCGCGAUUACUCCACCGAGCUGAGCGUCACUAUCGCCGUUGGAGCUUCGCUCCUCUUCCUCAAUGUGCUGGCCUUUGCUGCGCUCUACUAUCGCAAGGACAAGCGCAGUAGACAAGACACCCCCCCUCAGGCUGCAUCUCAACGACAGACCCCACCCAAUGACCUCAGCUAUAUGCCCACUUCCAUUUCAGGGGGGAACCAAGAGGAAGGGUCAUUGUGCGACCCCCUCCGUUUGACACCAGCUUCAUCUCCGCGGGAUUAUGCCCUCACACUUCGCCGAUCACCGGAUGACACCCCUCUCAUGACACCAAGUUCUGUCGCCAUGACACCGGAUAGUGGCAAUAUGACACCCAACACUGUAACCUUGACACCCAAUAGUGUUACCAUGACACCCAACACCAUUACCAUGUCACCCAAUUCUUUGAUGGGGUAUCCCAGCAUGCACCCUUACAACACAUUCACACAUGGAUACAACUCCACCACUCUGCCCCACCCACACUCAACAACACGUGUAUAACAUGCAACACAAACACAUACCCACACACCAACUCACCACACUCACAUGCAGUAAAUGAACACUACAAAUCUCUACAACACAAUCACUGCAAUUCCAAUCUAUUAUUAUUAUCAGUAUUUAACCAGAUCAAAGCGGUGCAAACUGUUAUAACUGUAUUCGAAAGUACAAUAGCAGGUGAACACAAUACGUAACACAAGCACAAUCACCUUAGAUUUCUUUCAUUAAUAUGAAUCAAUGCAAUUCAUCAGGAUAAAUCCAAAUGAACACUAUAUACACCAUAAUGAAGCGUGUCAGUGCAACACACUGGUGCAAUACAAUGUGAACCAGAAUGAAUGGUGUCAGUUUCACACUGCUUUUGUAGAGUGACUUUCUGUAUGUCUGGAGAGACAACAUUCUCAUUAUAAGAAUAGAUAAGAACCUGCUCUGCAGAACCAUAUAUAGUAGAAAGGCCAGACUUCCUGAGGAUGAGCUGCAAUACCGCAGCUGACUUUAGGUGGUGCUGCAAGACUCUUAAACCCGGCAGGUGGAGCCCGGAGAAAGAACAGUAGAGGUUGCUGGAACCCCAUAUGUGGUUCAUUGUGAAACAACCAAGCUCUUAUUAUAAGAUAUUUAAUAACAUGUAAUAACAAGCAUAUUAACGACUAUUGUACAGUUAUAACAUAUGUAUUAACGUCAAUGUACAGACAGCUUUUUUGAAUGUGUUGGAAAAAUUAUUUCUAAUCAUUUUUAAGCUCAGAUUUUUUUCCAUAUCAAAGAAAUUCAUUUUUUGCAUCUCUCUCUCUCUCUCUCUCUCUCUCUCUCUCUCGCUUUUUUCUCUUUCUAUCUCUCUGAAUGGAUGAAUUGUGCAUUUUACUUUGGUAUAAACAAUUCAUUUAGUUGUACAGUAGCUUAUACAAGCAGAUCAAAUCAAGUAUUUUAAAGAACACAUUGUGUGUGUCUAUUUGUGUGUGUGUGAGAUUAUUUGUGAGUGAGAGAAAGCGAAUGUGUAGUGUACAAUUUUAAAGUUAAAUAUCUUUAGAUAAUUUGUCAUGCUUAAUGUUUUCAUUUUGUGCAAAUGCUUUUUAAUCAUUUGAAAUAUGUAUCGUAUCUGAGUUUGUUUGAUAUGUUUUGUGAAAAUGUUCAAUUUAAAAGCAUUGAGAUUUUUUUCUGUAUUUGUCAGUGAUAUGAUAUCACUCAUAAAGUUACAGUAUAUGACGUCACUCAUGACAUACAGGCUUUGCUGAGAACUUAUGAUGCUAUUCUUUCCUAUGAUACAUGAAUGUGGUGAUACGUCAAAACACAGGGAUUUUCUGACAAAGGUAAUUAAAAAAUAUUGUGUUAAAUAUGGAACUGAGAUUUCACAGGGGUACGGUAGUAUAGUAAUGGUGUCAUAACCUGCCAGAUGGUUAGAUUAUUCAUGUUACCCAUGCUAACCACCCCUGCCAUGAAUUUUGUGCCAAAUCUGGAUACAGUUUCCUUGGUAACCAGCAGAAAGUUUGUCUUUAAAUGUAUUUGUGUGAAAGUUCUACAGCUUUAUAAAAUAAUUUGCAGUAUUGAUAACAGUUUGAGUUCAUUUGGACAUUGAAAAGGAAAGACACUGGUAAAUGGAUCCAUGGAGUCAGACAACACCAAGUGUGUCUCUCCUGGCAGAGGUCAACCUGUGUGCAACUGCUCAGGUCUGUUGGUACAACAGCUUGCAGAAGUCUGUCCUUUUAUACUCUGUACAUUUCUGCCUCAAAUUUGAAGUAAAUAUUGAGUUUUCCUUCUCCUUUGUUCUUUAAAUUUGACUGAGACUGAAGUGUGUGUACAUACUUAGCUUUAGUUUGGGAACAAAUCCAUCCAUUGGGGAC
Molecule: messenger RNA, 4799 nt
Organism: Xyrauchen texanus (razorback sucker)
Lineage: Eukaryota; Metazoa; Chordata; Actinopteri; Cypriniformes; Catostomidae
Gene: nlgn3b
Product: neuroligin 3b
Exons: 8
Coding region: 439-2970 (843 amino acids)
Biological process (GO): postsynaptic membrane assembly; synaptic vesicle endocytosis; neuron cell-cell adhesion
Cellular component (GO): postsynaptic specialization membrane; cell surface; synapse
Molecular function (GO): neurexin family protein binding; signaling receptor activity
Source: RefSeq, a predicted model, not a curated record